Molecule: messenger RNA, 825 nt
Organism: Brugia pahangi
Lineage: Eukaryota; Metazoa; Nematoda; Chromadorea; Rhabditida; Onchocercidae
Source: the annotation of a GenBank genome assembly
AUGGUUCGCCAUAUGUUUGCAUCACUUCAUAAAAGAGAACUUUAUGAGUUGUUGCCGGAAAACUUAAAGAAUUUGGAAAUAGCAGAGCUUCGCUAUUUAUGUGUUAAAGAGCUGAAUGGGAUGUCUAAAAAGAAUAUAUACACUAUUUUGAAGGGGAAAGAUUUUGUCGAAAGUGAAUCUGAAGGAGAGAAAAACGAAGCACUUACUAUGAGUACUGAUAUUAAAACACUGAAAACUGAGAUUGCUGUUGCUGAUUCCACAACAGAAAUGACUGCACCGAAUUUACCUGGUGUUUUUCAAACAGUCAGUACAGAUGAUAUCACUGCCUGCAACAGUAUCAUGAGCACUUCAGAAAUCCAUUUUGCUGCAGUUGAAAGCAUUUCUUUAACCAAGACUCGUCAAGAAAGUGAAACUGUUAUUCAGUCCGACUUCACUUCAGAGUAUAAAAUUUCAUCAAGUCACUAUGCAGAUAUAUUUGAUAGCAAAGACACAUCAAGCCCCAACCAGGUGAAUGCAGUUAUAAUGGCAAAGAAUGAUGACGAAUUGGAAGAAGGAGAAGUUGUGAGUGACCAAGAAAAAAGCACAAAAUCAGACAAAGGUGACCCGUUAAAGGGGCAUCAACAUCUCACUAUCCAUAGAGACCCUUUUGCUGGUAAUCUACAUGGUGAUUCAUCCCCGACAUCAAUGUCUAAAAAGUCAGGGAAUUCUGGAAAUUCAGCCGAUACUAAUAAAGCACGCGAAGAGAGAAGGCUUCACAUGCUGGAAUUGGAGCUGAGAGCUCGUGCCAUUGAAGCGCUUAUCAGACGGAGUGACAGUAAGUCAUAA